Messenger RNA from Etheostoma spectabile (orangethroat darter), 1872 nucleotides. Its product is annotated as transmembrane protein 272. The transcript is spliced from 5 exons. The record is from RefSeq and is a predicted model, not a curated record. Lineage: Eukaryota; Metazoa; Chordata; Actinopteri; Perciformes; Percidae. The coding region runs from base 115 to 645 and encodes 176 amino acids.
GCGCGCUGUCAAAAGGCGGUGGCAUCGAGGCGCGGCUGUCGCAGUCACAGCAGCAGAGCAGACAAGAAAGGGAAGCCUAGACUCAUUCUCAAGUCAGAAUUCUAAUUACUGAUAAUGUCAAACAGCGGGCUUAUUCGAAACAUCCGCAGGCCUCCUCAACCCCCAACACCAAUACUAGCAUGUUCAAAGUUGUUUUUAUGUGUCAUGCCCAUUGUGCAGAUUGCAAUUGGUGCUGUACAUUUGGAUGACUGUCCGCGUCAGCACUACAUCCCCAUCUAUUUAAUUGUGGUGGGAGUCUUUAGCCUGGUGCUGUCUGUGCUCUCCUGCCUGCCAUGCGCUCAAAAGUCCGAAGACAGCGCCCCCAACACAUUCAGUCAAGUCUGCACGGCCUGGAACUCGUUGACAUCUUGCUUUCUCUUCGGCUGGUUUAUUGCUGGUAAUGUGUGGAUAUACUCUAUUUAUGAGCCUAACUACAACAAGAAUACAACCAGUGUGGAGCCAUACUGCGACCGGACACUCUACCUGUUUGCCUUCUGGACCACCACCCUGGUCUACAUCCUCCUGGGUCUGUUCCUGGUGGGCGGGUGCUGUGUCCUCUUCUGCUUCUUCCUGUGUGGCCGAGCCGACGCCGACGACAAUGUCUAGGGACAAACAAACAAAUGAGGAGACAGGAUGCAUCUCAUGAGGCUGCACACAAUGGUUUGGCUGCUUACAUUGCAACACAAGACUAAUAUUUCUUAUCUUAACACCUAUCAUGUUUAAUAAUGGCACUUCUAGUUGCACAACCUUUGUUUUGGCAGCCCCAGUAGAUACAUGCCUAACUCCAAGAUGCUGUACAUUUUACACUGAUUUAUAAAUGUUUGUUUUCUCAAUGCUGAGCCUUUUCUACCUCCUACAGAAGCUGCAAUACAUUCUAUUUGUAGUAAUCUUCUAUCACUUUUUGUCCAAAAUAUAUACUGAUGUAUUGUUUUCAUGUUGAGCCAGUGAUUGGGUUUAAACUUGAUGCAGAGUAAAGAAUUAUAUGGUAAAAUGUCUGUUUUUAGUGAAUUAAUUUUGACUUGAUGUUGCUCUUUUUUGAUACUUUAAUGCUAAGAUUGUUGACAAUUUGUCAAGUUUUGUAAGAAGUCAAGAUUGUUGACAAGCACUUUACUGUAAUAGACAGUGGUUUCUCAUACAUCAUAAGCCUAUAUUUAAUACUAAUAAUUCAUUGGUUUGUUUCCAGGAGGUUCCAACAUUUCUGAUGGUUCCUUAUAUAAUCACAUCACUAAAAUUAGUCUACAGAUCAAACUAUAUCCAAUGAAGUUUUUACUGCUAUGUUAUGCACUAACUAAUAUAGCUCAGCAUAAAUUCUUUCAGGAAGACCUAACUGUUAAUUGAUGCUCUCCUAAAUCAAUUCAGCUGUAAAUAAAUGUACAUUUUAUCAUGCUGUGUAUAACAGUCAUAUAUCUGCAACUAGUCUCUCCUGAUAGAAAUGUAGUUCAGUGUAAAUUCUUCCAGGUGAUCAAUGCUCUCUACCUAAAUCAAAUCAGCUGGUGGAGACGUUCACCUUCCUGCUAAACAAUCAGAAUCGUACACAAAUUGCCAAAGGGCCAAUCACAGAGUCACAACCCUGCUUUAAAAUCAGUUUCUCCCUUUGCUAUCAGCUGUCGUUGCUACCCUCCACCUCCCUUUCCACCUCCAGCUGACCAGUCCGGAGCCUCCUUCGGUCUGGUCUUUGGGCUCCUUCACCACCACCGGUGUAUGGAUUCCAUUGGGGGGGGGGGGACUAUUCGUAUAGCGAUGGAGUCUAAUCGCCAAAGACUUUGUACUUUUUAUUGCUGUACAGUAUGUCUCUCCUAAUUUAAUUAAGAUCACAUACCAUAUAUCAAUCAU